Anopheles cruzii is the source of this 747-nucleotide messenger RNA. It is a transcript of the gene e(r), whose product is annotated as enhancer of rudimentary homolog. The record is from RefSeq and is a predicted model, not a curated record. Lineage: Eukaryota; Metazoa; Arthropoda; Insecta; Diptera; Culicidae. Bases 174 to 485 code for a protein of 103 amino acids. The transcript has a single exon.
CGAAAAAAGUGUUGCCAAUGGCGCGGAGUUUACCGUUUUCUGUCUUUCCGGUUACCAACAGAAAGAAAACUCGAGCAGCUUGUGGAUAGAUUUGAGCCGCCCUCCUGAUUUCAGGAACAGAGUCGAUCACCUCUCAACCGUGCCACCAACAGCGGCAUUCAUUGGCGUCGAGUAUGUCUCACACAAUCUUGCUGGUGCAGCCGGGGCGAAACCCGGAAACGAGAACCUACAGCGACUACGAGAGCGUCAACGAGUGUCUGGAGGGGGUGUGCAAAAUCUACGAAGAGCAUCUUAAGCGCCACUAUCCGAACACACCGACCAUUACGUACGACAUUAGCCAGUUAUUUGAUUUCGUUGACCAGCUCUUUGACCUAAGCUGUUUGGUGUACCAAAAAUCAACCAACACGUACGCGCCGUACAACAGGGAGUGGAUCAAGGAGAAAAUCUACGUCCUGCUGCGGCAAGCGGCCGGUAACACCGAAUAACCCGGACCCGUGUUGCCGGAAUGAUGCACAUCAUUGGUCAGCAGAAGCGAACGGCGAGCAAACAUGCGGACGAAUGAUUAAUGGAUAUCUCUUGCACUAAACUAAUGCAUUAAACGUUGGUCUGUUAUAAAGUUCGAUAACACCUAACAAGAUUCAAUGGAUUUACCUGCAGCAGAAUGUAAAAGGCUGAAGCGGAACCGUAAGCGACGGAAUAUAGAGCAGAGUUUAAGUGUCAAUAACAAACUUCAUGAAUAAAAGAGCA